This is a messenger RNA of Dentiscutata erythropus, 347 nucleotides long. The record is from the annotation of a GenBank genome assembly. NCBI's taxonomy places the organism in Eukaryota, Fungi, Glomeromycota, Glomeromycetes, Diversisporales, Gigasporaceae.
UCCAAAAAUCUUUAGAACUCAUACAAAUAUGUCAUGAGGGCUUGUUUGUUCAUCUUAUCCUGAAUGAGCUACAAGCUCAUGCAAAAUCCUUACGUUUUCUUAAAUUCAAUCAUGUAGAUUUUUAUUGGGUUCAAUCAUUUGAAGUUUUGGUUGAACUUAAAAAUCUGGAAGUUUUACAUUUUGUCGAUUGUAAAAAUAUUAGAAUAAAUGCUAUUUGGCCAUUGAUUGCUUCAUCAUUCAAUAAUCUUGGCGAAGUAUUGGUAAUAGAUACUGAUUGUACAAUAUUGGAAAAUUGGGCUAAAAUGCAACAAGUAAAGGUAUUUAAUCGAAAACUGGCAAUGCAAAAG